Molecule: messenger RNA, 1548 nt
Organism: Phaeodactylum tricornutum CCAP 1055/1
Lineage: Eukaryota; Bacillariophyta; Bacillariophyceae; Surirellales; Neidiaceae
Exons: 2
Coding region: 40-1386 (448 amino acids)
Source: RefSeq, a predicted model, not a curated record
GCAAAUCGGAAUGCUCUAGAGUCUUUCUCAGAUCGGACCAUGUUGUCAAGGAUUCGCAGCCUGUUAGCCUGUUUCAUUUUGAUGACUGCAUUCACGAGCCUUAUUUUUACAAUCAAAGUGGAACGACAGCGACAUUCUGAUCUGGCGUCGAUUCAGGCGCCGAGGCAAGAAGCGAGACAUUCUGUAGGAUCACCGUCGUCGAGGGAGAAGCGAAAGUCCCACGAGACCCCAGGGAAAAAUACAAACACGGCCUAUUCGCAGCGAUCAAGAAAAACACGCGAGUCACCACGGCAAGCACACGAUCGGACCAGACCAGGAUUUGUUCCUCCAUUUCGAGAGCAACAGAAUACCAAGAACCUUGAUCGUCCAGCAUUUCACGAUUUGCUUGGGCCCAACCGCACCAUUGUUGGAGACGUCCAGUUUUUGCUUGAUUUUGCGGUUAUCGGUUUUGGAAAAUGCGGUACCACCACCAUGAUGAACUGGCUAGCGGAUCAUUCCGAGGUCCAGUGUUUUAGACAAGAAAUCUGGGAGCUAAUGUACGGUAACGUGGACACUUUGAUUUCGCUACUUUAUUUUGAUUUGCUUCCCGGUUCGGAGUACAAGCGGGGGUACAAGAAUCCGGGCGAAAUAACGCAACCUCACAUCUUGGCUUCCUUUCGGAGAUAUUGGCCACGAACGAAGCUGCUUAUUGGUGUACGGCAUCCCGUGAAGUGGUUCGAGAGUCUCUACAACUUUCGUGUACAGAACUUGCACCAACAAGGUGACGAGAUGCCCCAUCCCAACAGACUCAUUGGUCGGUGCUCCGUGGGUACGAAAAACACAUGCACGGACAAGGGCAACUUUGCCUACAGUUUACUCCGGCUAGGGAAGACGAACAAAAGUGGGCCCCGGAUGGCGACACGUCUAGAAGACGGCAUUGUGGGCCACUAUCGCCGACAAUGGUACAAUGUUUCGCAAGUUCCGUACAUGCCGAAUCCGGUGUUUUUAUUUGAAGUCUCCCAGUUGGCGGACACGAACGUUACACGAGCAAGCGAAUUUCGACGAGACGUGCAAGACUUUUUGGGAUUACGGCAGCCCCUACCGGAUGUCCCCCACGACCGACCGGGCAAGAACGUCGAGAACGUCACGGAGCAGGCUUACAAGGAUGCGCGAAAGAUCGACAUUUGCAAUGACGAAUUCAAACCGGUGCGUCGCGAUUUGAUGCGGGUGGCCCAUUCGAAUUCCGAAUGGCUGCGGACUGUCUUUCUAAAGCACGAAUUGGACGUGUCUUUCUCAUCCCCCGCGUACUUACACGAGAUUUUGGAGUCGUGGAGUCGCGACCCCUGUCGAAUCGACGCCGAACUCAUUGUGCCGGAAGGAGUAUUAUCUCUACGCAAUCACGCAUAAAAAGUUGAAACGGUGCCGAUAUGUACUCGACUCGCGAGACAAUACGUUUGUAAUACGCAUGACCUGUGUGACUUGGACGGCAACCUCCUACUAGUGACAUGAGAAGGAGAUCUCACUGUCAGACGAUCCAACCCCAAGUGACGGUCCCUUUCAGUGUAGAAU